AGAUUCUUUCUCCUUCUGUGACACUGAAACCUGACCCUGGAUGUUGGAGACAGGGUGGGAAGGCGCCUGCAGCGCCCCCACACCCCGGCUCCCUCCCUCCCUCUCCCAGCUGCUGGGAGGGAAGCCGGACAGAGGCGAGCGUCUCCCAGUCGGGAGCUGCUCCUCGCGUGCCUCUCCGAGUCCCCGCUGAGCUGCUGGGGCCCUCGGAAUGCACGAGGCCUCCCGCCCAGAGCUUGAGGCGCCCUGCCCAGGGGCAGCGCCAGAGACAGGAACGGGGCCCCUCAGCGGCUGUCUGCGCUCCGCUCCCGCCUAAGUGCCCCGACCCGGGCCGCGUCCCCUCCCACCCCCACCAGGAAGGGGCUUCCCGCCCUGGGGGCUCGCAGGAGCUUUGAUGACAGAAGCAAUGGAAGACGACGGGAGGCUGUCCCUGGAGGAGUUCCAGCUCUUCUUUGCAGAUGGCGUCCUCAACGAGAAGGAGCUGGAGGACCUCUUCCACACCAUCGACUCGGACAACACCAACCACGUGGACACCAAGGAGCUGUGUGAUUACUUUGUGGACCACAUGGGGGACUAUGAGGACGUCUUGGCCUCCCUGGAGACCUUGAACCACUCUGUCCUGAAGGCCAUGGGCUACACCAAGAAGGUGUACGAGGGCGGGACCAACGUGGACCAGUUUGUGACGCGCUUCCUCCUGAAGGAGACGGCCAGCCAGAUCCAGUCGCUGCUGAGCUCCGUGGAGAGCGCGGUGGAGGCCAUCGAGGAGCAGACCAGCCAGAUCCGACACAACUACAGCAGACCCAGCCGUGAUGCAGCAGAGACCUGGUGCAGACGCCCUGCUCCCCCCUAUGCCCCCAACCACAAGUUCAUGGCCACAGAACCGGGGAGGACUCUUCCACCUGCCCCUGUGGACGCCAAGGAUGACAGCCUGGACGCCCAGGUCAGCCGCUUGGCAGAGCUGAUAGGACGGCUGGAGAGCAAGACCCUCUGGUUUGACCUGCAGCAGCGCCUGUCGGAUGAAGAAGGGACUAACAUGCACCUGCAGCUGGUCCGCCAGGAGAUGGCCGUGUGCCCAGAUCAGCUGGACGAGUUUCUGGACUCCCUGCGACCGUACCUGCGGGGCACUGCCGGGGCCGGGAACUGCUUCCACAUCACAGCCGUGAGGCUCUCGGAUGGCUUCACGUUCGUCGUGUAUGAGUUCUGGGAGACGGAGGAGGCGUGGAAGAGGCACCUGCAGAGCCCUGUGUGCAAGGCAUUCCGGCAUGUGAAGGUGGACACAUUGAGCCAGCCCGAGGCCCUCUCCAGGAUCUCAGUGCCAGCUGCGUGGUGCACGGUGGGCCGAGACUGAGCACCAACCUGAAGCCCUGCUGUCCAAGGCCUUGCAGGCCUCGGCCUCUUCAAAAAGAGGUCCAGUUUCUAGAAACUUUGGUAUACAACUGUGUUUUCAAAAUACUCCCAAAUAAGAAUGUGUCCUCCUGCUGUGUGACUAAAGGGGAACCCUCACACCCCAGGAGCCAGAGACCCACUCUCCAGCACACCUCUAAUGCAUGCUGCAGUCCCCUAGUGGUAGAAACAGUCGACGGGCAGAAAUAAAGUGUAACACAGUCUGUGUGUGUGUGGUGCGAGCGCCACCCCUUGCCCCGCCCCAACCCACGCCACCAAGCCUGACCCUUAAUACCCUAUCUCGACCCUCCCACCCACAGCAGCCUGGCUGUGACCUACCUCAAGGGAGGGUCCUCAGACAUCAGCUCCUCCUGGCUGCGGCAUCACUUCUUUGGGG
This is a messenger RNA of Talpa occidentalis (Iberian mole), 1777 nucleotides long. RefSeq names its product N-terminal EF-hand calcium binding protein 2 (gene NECAB2). Gene Ontology annotation, molecular function: calcium ion binding. The record is from RefSeq and is a predicted model, not a curated record. The coding region runs from base 392 to 1345 and encodes 317 amino acids. NCBI's taxonomy places the organism in Eukaryota, Metazoa, Chordata, Mammalia, Eulipotyphla, Talpidae. Gene Ontology annotation, cellular component: cytoplasm. The transcript has 12 exons. Gene Ontology annotation, biological process: regulation of amyloid precursor protein biosynthetic process.